Messenger RNA from Medicago truncatula (barrel medic), 1420 nucleotides. RefSeq names its product rhodanese-like/PpiC domain-containing protein 12, chloroplastic. Lineage: Eukaryota; Viridiplantae; Streptophyta; Magnoliopsida; Fabales; Fabaceae. Bases 242 to 1210 code for a protein of 322 amino acids. The transcript is spliced from 8 exons. The record is from RefSeq and is a predicted model, not a curated record. Gene Ontology annotation, molecular function: peptidyl-prolyl cis-trans isomerase activity.
GAAAUAUUUUAACUUAAUUACCAUUUUUUAUCAUAACCGAGUCAAAAGGGGUAGUUCUCUUUUUGAUUUUUGAAAUUUAUUAGGGAGUAUUUUAUUUCCAAAAUAGCUGAAAACAUUAAUUUUGAGGUUGUUUUGUCAAAAAAAAAUUAAAAAAAUUUGAGGUUGUGGUGUGUGUGUAUAUAUACAUGGUUUUCAUUUCUGUGUUGUCUGCGUGUUAAGUGGAUUCAAAGCAGAAGAAGCAAUGUUGAGAGUCUGUCGAUUACGAGUUGGAAUGGCGAUUCCAAAACUUUCUGAACUUUCCAUAAUUCCAUCACUAUUCUCCUUCUCUUUUACUUCCCAUUCUCACUCCCAAAUGCACACUUUUUCCUCCAUAAAAACCUUCCAUUUUCACUCACCUUCUUCUCUUCCUCUUUCACCAUUUACUUUUAUCAUGUCUCCCUAUGCAACGACUCUGUAUAGCACUGGGAGUAGUGCUGUUGAAGGUGGUGGAGAAAGGGAAGUAUUGGUGCAGCAUUUGUUGGUGAAAGAAGAUGACGAGAAACUAUUUUUGAAUCUUCAAAAGAGACUCUCAGCAGGUGAAGAUUUGAGCGAUCUUGCUGUGGACUAUUCGGUGUGCCCAUCUAAAGAAGAAGGAGGAAGGCUUGGGUGGGUGAGAAAGGGACAAAUGGUUCCUGAAUUUGAGGAGGCUGUGUUUAGUGCACCUUUAAACAAAGUUGUAAUGUGCAAGACAAAAUUUGGAUGGCACCUGCUGCAGGUUUUAUCUGAAAGGGAAGAAUCUGUAUUUCAAGACAUUCAACCUGAUGAGCUGCAUGUGAAACUUCAAGAUCCCAACUUCUCGAAGGAGGCACAGUUAAUUGAUGUUCGAGAGCCUGAAGAAGUGGACAAAGCGUCUUUGCCAGGAUUUAUGGUUCUUCCCCUCCUUCAAUUUGGAACCUGGGUGCCUGAAAUAAACACCAAAUUGGAUCUUCAAAAGAAUACAUAUGUUCUUUGUCAUCACGGUAUUCGGUCGUUAAAGGUUGCCAGGUGGUUGCAGUCACAGGGGUUCAGGAAAAUAUACAAUAUUUCUGGAGGAAUCAAUGCCUAUGCGGUGCAGGUCGAUCCGUCGAUUCCUACAUACAAUAGAGUGAAAUUUGGUGAGAGGACUCCAUCCAAUAUUUUAGCAAGUCACCCUUUCGGAACUUUCAACUCUUACUUGAGAGGCAAGGCAUGAGAUGUUCACGGAUAAAUAUUGGUAUGGACAUAUUUAUUCUGAAUUGGAGGAUUCUUUAGUUCUUGUUUCAAAAAAUUAAGGUUACAUAUCAGAUGCCUAUAAGGUGUUGUUUGGUUUCCUCUGCAAGUAAUUGUAACCUGCUUAUUUGAUAUUUUUUUCUUCUUCUCCUACAAUUGUUUCCUUUCAAUUCCAUGGCUUUCUCAUUCAUCA